Acaulospora morrowiae is the source of this 2137-nucleotide messenger RNA. NCBI's taxonomy places the organism in Eukaryota, Fungi, Glomeromycota, Glomeromycetes, Diversisporales, Acaulosporaceae. The record is from the annotation of a GenBank genome assembly.
AUGAAACACCUUUUUUCGUUAUCGUUGGUGGGAUGCAGCCUGGUGCUGUGGUUUGUAUUGACCAUAACAACCAGUUUUGCAUCCGAAAUACAUCAGGAAGGAUAUUGUGUAAUGCGCGGUCAAUGUGGCUCAAAGAUUAGUUUUGGUAAACAGCUAAAUUGUCCCUACAACGAACCAGCAGUCGAGGUAGCGUGUAAUUCUUGUAUGCUAAAUUGCAAAGGUCUUCGGAGUUAUAAACAACUUCGUGCGUUGCUUCUCUCUCUACCUGACGAAGACUUGAGGUCAAAACUUGUUGAAAUUUGUGGAGCUCAAUUUGAAAACUCAAAAACAUGUUGUGAUGCAGGUCAACUGGAAGAUCUGGAAGUCAACAUAAAACAAGUCGAGACGUUAAUUGGUUCAUGUCCCGCUUGCUGGAAGAACUUUCUUUAUUUUUUUUGCACCUUCACAUGCUCACCAAAUCAAUCAACUUUUGUAAAUGUGACGUCUACUGGAAUUUCAAAAGAUAGUAUGACUAUUGUUACAAGCGUGGAUUUCUUUGUCGGCGAAGAUCAAGGAAGGGGUUUUUACGAUUCUUGCAAAGACAUCAAAUUUACUGCGACAAAUGGGUAUGUAAUGGACUUUAUUGGUGGUGGCGCCAAAAAUUAUCAUGAUAUGUUAAUCUACCUGGGAACGGAACGACCAAUGGGAUCUCCAUUUCAGAUUGAUUUUCCACUAGUCGAUCCUUCAGGCGCAAUGACCCCUUACAAUGAUCCAGCAAAACAAUGUAAUGACACAGAUAUCAACUAUCGAUGUUCUUGUGUUGAUUGUGAAUCAGUGUGCCCUAUUCUCGAUCCGACCCCAGAUGAAUAUCCGUCAUGCCAUGUGGGCUCACUGGAUUGCUGGUCAUUUGGAAUAGUCAUGAUUAGCAGUGUCAUACUCAUCUUGGUCAUAAUCAAGUUUUGGUAUGGUAGAUCGCAAAAAUUAGAUAAUUCCGGAUUUGUACGAGUCCCUGUUUCGGAAGCCGAAGCCGAAGCCGAACUUUUGAAUUCAGGAAAUUCGCGACAUUACUUGCUCAAUGCCAUUCUUCAGGAGUACUUUUAUCAGCAAGGAUACAUUUGUGCGAGGUACCCUUGGAAAACUAUAUUUUUGGCAUUCCUCUUCGUGUCUCUAGCAUCCACGGGUUGGUUAUUCUUUGCGGUGGAAACCGAUCCUGUUCGUCUCUGGGUCGCACCAAAUUCGGAUGCGGCAACGCAGAAGGAAUUUUUUGAUAAAAGCUUUGGUCCGUUUUAUCGAACCCAGCAAAUAUUUAUUACUAAUAGGGACCCAACGCAAAGUGUUGUGUCCUACGAGAAUCUCAAAAGUCUAUUCAUAAUGGAACAGCAAAUUCGAAAACUUGAAUCUUAUCCAGACCAUCUUACUCUGCAAGAUCUAUGUUUUCAUCCGAAUGGGGACGCAUGUAUAGUGCAGUCGGUUGCCGGUUAUUGGCAAUCCCAGGUUGAGAAACUCAAGCCUGAUACAUGGCAAGAUGAAUUCGAAAUGUGCACAAAUACUCCGUCGUAUUGUUUGCCAGACUUUCAACAACCACUGAAACCUGACAUGAUUCUUGGUGGUUUCGAUGACAAGAAUUAUAUAUCAGCAAAGGCUUUUGUGCUCACGUUUGUUUUGAAUAAUUAUGUGAACGAAAGAAGGAUUGGCAUGGCCGAGGAAUGGGAGAAAUCGUUAAGAGAAUACUUGGAAGAUGUCAUUGAGGGAAAAAAUAAUGACAUAAAUAUGACGCAGCUGAGAAUAAGUUUUUCCACAGAGAGUUCUCUAGAGAUCGAGCUGAAUAAAUCUACCAACACAGACAUUCUAACCAUAGCCAUUUCGUAUAUCGUGAUGUUUCUCUACGCAUCUUUUGCUUUGGGUAACACGACAACAUUUCCACGCACGAUCAUUGACUCAAAGUUCAUGCUAGGAAUUAGUGGAAUAGUCAUUGUCUUGGCAUCGGUUUCAACCUCUGUAGGAAUAUUCUCAUUUUUAAAGAUAAAGGUCACCUUGAUUAUUGCGGAAGUCAUACCAUUCCUGGUGCUCGCAGUGGGAGUUGAUAAUAUAUUUAUUCUUAACCACGAAUUCGAGAGGUUAACAUUGAAAUCACUUGGUAGAGAGUCGGUGGAAGAAC